Prorocentrum cordatum is the source of this 3798-nucleotide messenger RNA. The record is from the annotation of a GenBank genome assembly. Lineage: Eukaryota; Dinophyceae; Prorocentrales; Prorocentraceae.
AUGGCGCUGCGGUUGGAAGACGGCGCACAGGGCUGCUGUGCGAUGGACGAGGACGAGGGCACCACGUUCAUCACCCUGGACACUGCGAGCGACUGCCACGUGGGGCCCACGUCGUUCGGCGAGGGCUGCGUGAAGACAGCCGACUGCGGGCCUAAGUUGCUGGAUGCGCAGCGGAAGCCCAUCAAGAUGGAGAUGAUCGCCACCGUGCCGAUGGCGGUCGACAACGAGAACGAGGAGACGAAGGUGCUGAAGGCAGACUUCAGGCUCGGCGACACCGUCUCAAAGCCCAUCCUCUCGCUGCUAAGGCGGAACGACACGCUGGGGUUCAACGCCAAGACGUUCAAGAGGCCGCACCGACGACAGGCUGGCGAGGCUGCAGCUGCGGGGGAGCGGUUGGCUCUUCGCCUUGUGCUGCAGCGCGACGGCGUGGAGGUGGUGCUGCACCCCGACAGCCGCGUCGACGACAUUCGGGCCAGGCUGCGCGAGCUCGGGCAGCCGAUCUACGGCAGGAAAGACGAGUUGUGGACACGACUCAGCGGCGCGGAGAGGAAAAUCAGGGAGCAGCACAUGAAGAUGAAGGAGCUUGAGAGGAAGCAUGAGGCUGCCGUGGCAGGGCAGCCGAGCAUCGCCCCGCGGAUGGUCGCAGGACAUGCGGGGCCCACACCUGAGGAGCGAGCGGCGCACGAGCUGCUGCACCUCACGCGAGAUGAAUGGUGCGAGGCGCGUGCGCAGGUCACCGUCGACUUCUGCUACUUGAAGACCAACGGCGAGUGGGCCGAGAUUGGUGAUGAGGAACCUCCACCAGCGGAAAUCUUCGCAACGACGCUCGUGAUGGCCGAUAGGGACACGCUGAUGUUCAACCCGGUGUCAGUGCCGACGAAGAGUGUCACGGAGUACCUGGUGCUCAGCGCGCGCGGGUUCAUGGAGAGCAUGCACCUCACGAAGGCGGACUUGAAGAGCGACGGCGAGCCGACGAUCGCGAACUUAUGCGAGGAGGUGCGCAAUAAUAUCAAGAGCUCCAUCAAGUUGGAGCUGCAACAGGGGAACCUGAAGGACAGCGCGAGCACGGGCGCGAUCGAGGCGCCCAUCCGCUGGUUCCAGGCGAAGACGAGGACCUACAAGUUCGACCUCGAGAAGCGAUGCGGCAUGAAGAUCGCGGCGGACGACCCGAUCUGGUGCUGGAUGACGCGCUAUGUGAGCUGGGCAACGUCGACCUACAGGACGCGCGCGGACAAGAGGACCUCGCAUCAGGCGGCCAACGGGGCGACCUACAACGGUGAGAUUCUACCCUUCGGCCAGACGGCGCUGUUCAAGAUCCCGAUCUCCCACGCGAGGCAGAUCGCCGCGACGUCCCUGAAGCACAAGGGCGAGUCGAGCUGCGUGAAGGGCAUCUGGGUGGGGAAGCACAAGGAGAGCGACGACCGCGCGUUCCUCACUCCCUCGGGCUGGCAUCGAGCGCGGACGCGCAGGAGGCCGGGGCCAGCGCUGAGGGCAGACGCCGAGCUGAUGAAGGCGGCGAAGGCGCUACCUUGGGAGCCCAGGAGUGCGAAGCCGAUGGGGCUGCUACCGCGACCCCAGCGGCCAGCGCCGACGGUGGUAUUGACGGCAGCGGAGCAGCGAGCGAAGGCAGAGGCUGAGGCCGCAGCAGGGGCAGCAGCUGGCCCUGCGGAGGGCCCACCAGGGGCGCCCGCGCAGGGGGCGGCGCGCGACGACGACAGCUGGCUCGCGGACCCAGGCCCACCAGGAAAGAGGGCCAGGCCCGUGGAGGCGAUCAGCAUGGACGACCCGAUCGACUACAGCAUCCUGGACUCGAUGGUCGAGGGCGGCCACGUGAGCACGAGCGGGAUGGAACCCGCCGUGGAGCUCAAGGGCAAGCGGGAGGCGUUGGAGGUGCUGGCGCACUACCACGCGCACAAGGACAUCCCGAGGACCGAGAGCGGGCACCUGAAUAAGAUCAGGGCGCGCUGGGAGCCCCAGAUGCGAGGGGGAGUCGCGAAGUGGAGGUACGUAGCCCAGGAGUUCAAGUGGAUGGAGCAGCGGGGCGACGUGUUCGCAGUGAGCUCGUCGGCGCAGACGAGCAGGCUGGUGGACUUCGUCAGCAUCACGGAGGAGAACCACGGGGAGUUCGUGGCGGACUGCGUGAAGGCCUACUACCAGGCGGACCAGACGGAGAAGGUAUGCGUGGAGCCACCCGCGGAGUACCUGGCAAUCCUGGCGGAGCUCGGGAGGCCGACGGACAUCGCAUGGGAACUGAACAAGAUGUUCCCAGGGCAGCGCGUGGCAGGCGCUGGCUGGGUUGACGAGGCGGCGAGGACACUGAAGGGAGAAGGGUUCGAUCGCUGCGAGGCGCAGCCCCAAUUCUACUACCACCGCGGCAAGGAGGUGCUGGUCGAGGUUCGCAUGGACGAUUUCCAUGGCGAAGGGCCCAUCCGGCACCUGGAAGGGGUGAUAAAGCGGCUGCGCGAGGUCUUCGAUCUCAAGGCGACGGACUGCGACAGGUUGAGGCUGAUGAAUGGAGACGCGAUGCUGAGGCCGAGCGUCAAUCACAUCGAGGAUCUGAUCUAUGUCAUGGGCAUGGAGAAGGCGAAGCCAGCGAAGGCACCGAGCCUCACGGAGGACGAGCCGAGCUGGAGCCCCGACCUGGACGAGGUGGAGAAGAUGAAAUACCGCAGUGGCGUUGGCAUCGCGCUCUACAUCUCGCCCGACAUGGCCGACAUCCAAUGCGACGUGCAGCUGCUGACGAGAAACCUGAGCCAGCCGACUGAGUACGACAGGCGACGCCUGGUGAAACUGGGGAGGUACCUGAAAGGCACCAAGACGUACGGUGUGCUGAUGCGCAAGCCACACUCAAGCAAGCCUGGUGUGGUGAAGCUCAACAUGCACACGGACUCCGACUUCGCGGCGUGCAAGACCACCAGCAAGGCCAUGACUUGUGGGAUCACGAAGCUGGAUGGCGUGGCAUUCUCGGCGUUCGCGAGGCGGCAAGGAGUACAGGCGACAUCAUCGGGCGAGGCAGAGUUCUACGGCGCGACCUCGGUGGUGAUGGGCGGGAAGCUGGUGAAGCACGUGCUGGAGUGGCUCGGAUACCAGGUGAUCUGGGAGCUUGGCAUCGACAGCAGCGCGGCGAAGGCGAUGAUCAACAGAGGAGGUGCUGGCAAGGUCAAGCACCUCGACGUCCGCGCGCUGUGGAUCCAACAGGAGCGGAAGGUGAAUGGCCUGAACGUGAAGAAGGAGAGUGGCGAGAAGAACGUAGCGGACCUGGGGGCGAAAGCUCGCCCAGUGGCGAGGUUCGAGCACCUGAGAGAGUUGGCGGACAUCGUGGACUGCGCGGGGAUGGGCAAGCACAAGGAGCUCGAAUCAUGCAUUAUCUCGACGAGUGCAAGCUGGGCGAAGAGGAGCCUGCUCGCCACCCUGCUCGGCCAAGGGGCGACGCUCGCGACGAGCGAGGCCACCUGCGAGAAGGAGAUCGCGGAGCACACAGCGCAGCUACUUGCCAUAAUGUUCGGCGUCAUGAACGACUGGGUCGACAACUACUGGUUGCACAUCGUGGUGUGCAUCCUCGCCAUCACCCUCAUCACGGGCAUGAUGAUCGGAGUGGCACUCGCCAGCUGGAGCUGGAGGCGCACUGCCAGAUCGAGCGAGGCGCAGAGCACGUACCAGCCCAAAGGCGAGGAGCCGCAGCUGAACAAGGAAUGCAAUAAGCAACGCGUGGACAAGAUGAGCCAGGCGCCGACGACGCACAAGUGGAAGUGCGCGGCGCCGAGGUUCGCCCCGCUGCCAGGGAACAGCCAUGGAUAG